AUGAAUACCUUUGGGAAUAUCGGUGAAUUUCAAGAUGAAAAGGACAGUGAAGCAUGGCCUCUGUAUGUGGAACGAUUGAAGCAGUUUUUUGAAGCGAACGAUGUAGAGGAUGCUGGUAAGCAGAGAGCUAUUUUAUUAAGUGUUUGUGGUGCUGACACAUAUAAGUUGAUAUCAAGCCUUGUAGCACCAGAAAAACCAGGAGAAAAGACUUUUGAUGAACUAAUAUCGAUUGCUAAGGAUCAUUUCAACCCACUUCCCUCGGUAAUCGUUCAGCGAUAUAAGUUUAACACACGCAUUCAGCAACAAGGAGAGACAACUGCAGAAUUUGUUGCUGAAUUACGCCGUCUCGCACGACACUGUGAGUAUGGGUCUACACUAGAGGAUAUGUUGCGUGAUCGCUUAGUAUGUGGCUUAAAGGAUGAGCGAGUGCAACGAAGGCUGUUAUCAGAGCCCUCCCUUAAAUUCAAGAAAGCGUGGGAAAUUUCACAAGCCAUGGAGCUAGCCAUGAAGAAUGCCAAAGACCUUCAAAGAAACCUCGAGUCUUUGCCCGUAUCAGUGGCCGCUGGACCCCUGCAGCAAGCCAAUAAAGUUGCUAGUAGUACCAGCACCAGGGGGCCUAACCAAACAAGGCCAUAUCCACAACAAGCACAGCCCCACAAACAAGGUACACACUUCACUAAAUGUUAUCGAUGUGGACGCACGGAUCACUCUGCAAUUGAUUGCAGGGUACGUUCGUAUAUUUGUCAUAACUGUGGGAAACAGGGACAUCUAGCCAAAGUUUGUCGGGGUGGUAAAUCGUCUCACACCCCAGUAGCGUCAAAAGUUCACACGGAUAAAGCGUACUGCAUGGAACCUGACUUCGAAAACCCUGUGAAUGCAGAAGCUACAUGUAACUAUACAAUGUAUAAAACCUCGGCACAAAACAAAGAGCCACCGCUUAUCGCAAAUGUACUGAUAAACAAAUGUAAGGUCUCAAUGGAAAUUGACACUGGUGCUUCUGUCUCCAUUAUGAGUGAGACCACUUAUGACUCCAUAUUUAAGCACGAGAAACCUUCACUUCGUACCGGGGAACACGUCGAGUUACGAACUUAUACAGGCCAGAAAAUACCUGUGGUUGGUACGUGUUCAGUUACAGUAGAACACAACGAUCAGAAGACUCAACUCUCACUUCUCAUUGUGUCGGGUAAAGGACCAAAUCUUCUCGGACGAGAUUGGCUGCGCCAUCUUAAGUUAGCGUGGCAAGAAAUUCACCAUGCCAGGCACACUGAUUCGACUGCUGAGAUUAUGAAUCAUUAUGAAGAGUUAUUUCGGGAUGACUUGGGUAAACUAAAAGGACAACCUGUAAAAAUAAAUAUCAAAACAGAUGCAAAGCCCAAGUUCUGUAAGGCGAGAACCGUGCCCUUCUCCAUGAAAAAACAAGUGGAAGAUGAACUCGAUAGGCUCCAAAAGAGUGGUGUCAUUGAACCAGUAACAUUCUCGCGUUGGGCAGCACCCAUUGUUCCAGUUAUUAAAGAAAAUGGGCAGAUCAGAAUCUGUGGAGAUUACAAGGCCACAGUAAAUCAGGCUGCUAAUGUUGACUCAUACCCCCUCCCUCGAGUGGAGGAAUUGUUCGCUGCAAUGUCUGGUGGUCAGACAUUUAGCAAGCUCGAUCUCAGUCAUGCUUACUUGCAACUUGUACUCGAUGAACCUUCGCGUGAACUUGCGACAAUUAACACUCACCGUGGACUGUUCCAGUAUACGAGAAUGCCUUUUGGAAUUUCAGCUGCACCGGCCAUUUUCCAACGGACCAUUGAAAGUUUGUUAGCUGACAUUCCCCAAGCAGUGGCAUUUCUCGAUGAUAUCCUUGUUACAGGUAAAUCUGAAUCAGAGCACAUUGCUAAUCUUGAUCGAGUACUUACCAGACUACAAAGUGCAGGCCUCCGACUGAAACAGGAGAAAUGUAAGUUCUUCGCACCAGAGGUAGUUUACCUCGGACAUCGGAUAAAUGCAACAGGCUUGCAUCCCACAAUGGAGAAGGUGCAAGCGAUAAAGGAUGCGCCAGUCCCCCGUAAUGUAACUGAGUUAAAAUCCUACCUGGGUAUUCUCAACUACUACGCAAAGUUUUUGCCCAACUUGUCGUCGCUCAUAGCCCCUUUGCACUGUUUGUUGAGGAAGGACACCCGCUGGUCAUGGGACACAGCCCAGGAUAAAGCCUUCCGUGAAUCUAAGGAAUUGUUAGUUUCAGCUCAAGUUCUGGUGCAUUACAACCCAGAGAAGGAGUUAGUGCUAUCAUGUGAUGCUAGUCCAUAUGGUGUGGGCGCAGUGCUGGCCAACCGAAUGUCCGAUGGAACAGAACAUCCAAUUGCGUAUGCAUCACGUUCCCUGUCUCCACCAGAGCGUAAUUAUUCACAACUAGACAAGGAAGGAUUAGCAAUGGUCUUUGGAGUAAAAAAGUUCCAUCAGUAUGUGUACGGUAGGAAGUUUGUGAUAUCUACUGAUCAUAAGCCGUUGCUCGGUUUAUUAGGUGAAGGGCGAAUGAUACCCCCCAUGGCAUCAUCCAGAAUUCAGCGGUGGGCACUUACACUUUCCGCUUAUGAUUACCAGUUGGUCUACAAACCAGGGUCAUUAAAUGGUAAUGCCGAUGCACUGAGCAGAUUACCAUUACCCCAUACACCUUCGCAUGUACCAGUUCCAGCGGAUUAUGUCAUGGUCAUGGAUCACAUGGAGUCAACACCAGUCAGCCCAGAGAAAAUUCGCCUCUGGACAGGCCGAGACCCGGUAUUGUCACAGGUGCGAUCAUUUGUGAUGAAUGGUUGGCCAGCAGAAUGUGCAAAUUCAGCAUUGCAGCCAUACAUCUGUCGUAAAACAGAAUUAAGCAUCCAAGACGGCUGCAUAAUGUGGGGGUCACGUGUUGUCAUCCCCCCACAGGGUCGCCAGCGUCUUGUGGAGGAGUUACAUGAAUCGCACCCUGGAGUGUCGCGCAUGAAAUCGUUGGGUCGCAGUUAUGUAUGGUGGCCCUGCAUGGACAAAGACAUUGAGAGUAAAGUCAAACAGUGUUCGCCAUGCCAAACCUCACGUCAAUCACCACCAGUUGCACCACUGCACCCAUGGGAGUGGCCCCAGCGUCCAUGGUCACGCCUUCACGUGGAUUAUGCAGGUCCAUUUAUGGGACGAAUGUUUCUCAUAAUUGUUGAUGCACAUAGCAAGUGGCUAGAUAUACAUGCUAUGCAUAGUGCAACGUCACUGGCUACAGUAGAGAAGCUGCGUCAGACCUUCGCGACACAUGGAUUGCCAGAUAUUAUUGUUUCCGAUAAUGGCAGUAAUUUCACCAGUGCAGAGUUUCAGGAAUUCUUGAAAAGGAAUGGCAUUAAACAUGUCCGGUCCGCGCCAUUCCACCCAUCAUCCAAUGGGUUGGCUGAGCGUGUAGUUCAGUCUUUUAAGGCCGCAAUGAGACGUAUGAAUGAGGGUACUGUUGAGACAAAGUUGUCACGAUUCUUGUUCACAUAUCGCACCACGCCACAUGCCACGACAGGAAUUUCCCCAGCUCAAUUGUUGAUGAAUCGUCGACCGCAGACAAGACUUGAUUUGGUCCGUCCGGAUCUACGACGUCGAGUAACCAACAAGCAAUGUGCACAGAAGGAACAUCAUGAUAAACACGCAAAACCUCGCUCGUUUCAUGUGAACGACACCGUUUAUGUGCAUAAUUAUGCGCCGGGCCCUAGAUGGAUGGCAGGGCGUGUAGUAUCAUUGUGUGGCCAUCUUAUGUACACAGUCCGACUUGAGGAUGGUCGUGUGUGGAGGCGCCAUGUUGAUCAAAUGCGUUUUCGAUAUGUCUCAAACACACCCAGUUUGGAGCCAAAUUGGCCCAUUCCUUCAUCGGAGAGGGAGGAAAUGGUUGGUGAACAACCACUUGUACAGAUUGACAGUACACCAUCAGUGGAAGAGCCAAGUCCAAUGCCAGCAGAGCAGACUGGCUCACAGAACACAGAACCAGACAUUGAACUUCGCAGAUCCACACGCGUUCGCACCAAACCUGAACUCUAUGGAUUUCCAGAUCUGUGA
Asterias rubens (European starfish) is the source of this 4041-nucleotide messenger RNA. RefSeq lists its product as uncharacterized. The record is from RefSeq and is a predicted model, not a curated record. Bases 1 to 4041 code for a protein of 1346 amino acids. The transcript has a single exon. NCBI's taxonomy places the organism in Eukaryota, Metazoa, Echinodermata, Asteroidea, Forcipulatida, Asteriidae. Gene Ontology annotation, molecular function: nucleic acid binding; zinc ion binding; aspartic-type endopeptidase activity. Gene Ontology annotation, biological process: proteolysis; DNA integration.